GACUUGACCUUUACUACCAUAUACAAUGAAACUGUUUUCUAAUAUUUCAGUUACAAAGAGACUACCAUUGGGAGUAGAGGAUCGUCGCAUCCCAGACAGUGCCCUGAGUUCCUCCUCACGGUGGGACGCGUACCACGGACCUCACCGCUGCAGACUGAACGCUCAGAGACGAGGCAGGCACAGAGGGGCGUGGUCGUCACGUGCUAACAACCGUGCCCAGUGGCUGCAGAUUGAUGUCGGAAGCAAAGCCUUUUUGUACGGCAUGGCCACUCAAGGAAGACAGGAUCUAGGACAGUGGGUGAAGACAUACAAAGUCAUGUACAGUUCUGAUGGCGUCCGCUGGAGGUGGUACCAAGUGCGUCGUAGAACUUUGCUCUUGACUGGUAACCGCGACAGGAACACCAUAGUGCGGCACCGAUUUGCACGUCGUCUCCGAGCCCGUUACCUCCGUGUGGUGCCAUACACAUGGCAUAGGCACAUCUCCAUGAGGGUCGAGGUCUAUGGGCGUCGCCUUGUUCCAAGACCUGUUGUGAAGGCCCUCGGUGUCUCCAAGGGACUGGUUAAGAAGCAAUACAUCAAGGCAUCGAGUGAGUGGGAUCGUUACCAUGCCGCACACCUUGCAAGGCUGAACCAGAAACCAAGUGGUCGAUUCAAGGGAGGAUGGUCAGCCAAGAAGAACAACCGUAAACAAUGGAUCCAGUUUGACUUCAGGAAGCCUGUUAGGAUCUCUAAGGUUGCUUGUCAGGGCAGAAGUGACGCUAAACAAUAUGUCACUAGCUUUGCUGUGGCUUACAGUCCUGACGGAUAUCGAUGGACACCUUUUAAAGUUAACUCAAGACUUAAGGUGUUCCGAGGAAACCGUGAUCACUACUCCAUCAAAGAAAACAGUUUUGACCCUCCAUUCAGAUCAAGGUUUGUUCGUGUGUAUGCACGAACAUGGGUGAACCAUAUUUCAAUGAGGCUGGAGUUCUAUGGAGGUCGAGCAUCAAGAAAGGAUCUACCAUUGGGUAUCGAGGAUCGUAAGAUUCGAGACCGCUAUCUGACUGCGUCAUCUGAGUGGAACAAAUAUCAUGGGGCACGCUUUGGAAGAUUGAACACUGUGGCACGUGGUAGGAACAGAGGAGCGUGGUCGGCAAAGAGGAACAACCGACGGCAAUAUAUUAUGGUUAGUUUUACCUGCAUAUGGAUUCUUUUUAUUUUCCAGAUCUUCCCGGCUAACAAUGACCGUAACAGCGUGGUGGCACACGCUCUGACACCGCAUAUCUACGCACGCUACGUGAAAAUCAAACCUCGCACGUGGUUCAGACACAUCUCCAUGAGAUUUGAGGUCUACGGAAAGAGAAGAGCCGAGAGAGUUAAACCGGUUAAACCUGUUAGACCGCCGCGUGUCAGACCACCUGUCAGACCACCAAUCAGACCGCCCGUCAGACCUCCUAUUAGACCGCCCGUCAAACCACCAGUUGCCAUCAAGAGCUGCCCGGUCACCUUGGAUCUGGCCUUUGUGAUGGACGCGUCAAACCAUGUUUCCCGCCGAGACUUCCAGCUCGAGAAAGCUUUCGUCAAGACUGUGUCUAGCAAGUUUACCAUCACUAAGCACCAGUCCCACAUCGGUCUGAUCACGUACGCUAACCUGCCAUCACUGAGGAUGAGGUUCAGACAGUACAACUCUCUAUUUGCUGUUCGACGUGCGGUCGACCAAGCGCCGUACAUCAAUCGCGGAGGAAAACGUUUAGAUCUCGCCCUUCAAGCCGCUUAUGACACGUUCUACAAAAACGAACCAACGUACAUCCAGCGUGUUUUGGUCGUAAUCACUGGCGGCCCACCCAACCGCAGACGCGCGUACGCUAUCAAACGCAUGGCAUCAAGAUUCAUACGCAAGGGCGUCCAAGUUUACGCCAUGGGCGUUGGCCGCGCGUUCCGGAGCGAACUGAGAAGUAUCGCGUACAAAAAUAAGCAUGUGUACUACAUGAAGACGUUUGGAUCGCUACUGGCCAGGGCCAAUCAGAUCGCAGGCACCAUCUGCAGCGAACAGUCCAAGGAAGCGGAUAUCCAUAAACGAGCAGAACUUCUGAGGCCGUUAAUGCAGAAAGAAGAAAAUGAAACCAAGAAGACCCAGCAAUAAUAUUUAACAAAAUUACA
Orbicella faveolata is the source of this 2139-nucleotide messenger RNA. RefSeq lists its product as uncharacterized. The record is from RefSeq and is a predicted model, not a curated record. NCBI's taxonomy places the organism in Eukaryota, Metazoa, Cnidaria, Anthozoa, Scleractinia, Merulinidae.